UCUCAUUUUGGGACUUGGAGGCACCAGCAGAGGUUUUCAGCAGAUCUCGCAACCUUUGCAACAUGACGGAGUCAGCUGAAGCUGUAGCAGUCGAUGUGAGCAGCAAGAGGAGUGUAACCAUUGAAAUCACAAAUGUUACCAACAACUACUGCCUCAUCAACCCCAGGGUGUUCCUUGACAGCGGGGAGACAUACCACCCACCUCAGCCCACAGUGCGUCCUCUAAAGACCGAGGUUUGCACCUUCACCAAAUCUGGCAGCAAAGCAACUGGCAGUGUUGGUGUGCUGACCUAUGACCUCUUUGAGCGCUCACAGAACGACUACAUUGAGACUCUGGCCAUCAUGUUCUCAGUUCCCUGGGACUACAACUUGUACGCAAACUGGUUUGCAGUAGGCAUCAAUAAAAAGGGCCGUAACUGCGAUGAGAAUUUGUACAAAGAAAUGUACUAUGCAAAGAACCAGCAAGAGCAAGGGUUUGUAAGGGAGGAAGCCAAUGGGUCAGGAAUCAGUUAUGUGGGAAACUACCUGGAUGUCAAGGCUACGAUGAGUCCCAUGGGCAACUCCAUCAUGAAGGUGGAGGUGUGGGAUAAGGUUUUCACACCCCUGGGCCAGUAGGCAUAGUAGACACGCCUCCCAAAGAUUGUUUCUGUCAUGUGUCCUGACAGCAGAAUUCAUCCCUCCACCCCAAGCUUUUAUCUGACAGACUGUUUCUAACACAGUCAACACACAUGAUUUAACAAAUGUAUCGUUGCUGACAUUUGUCUGUGUACCUGGGCAUUGACCUACAGUAAAUCUGCUUAAGAUCAGAAUUUAGUUUGCUUGUUUACCCAGGCAGCAAUAUCCCUCCCUUUAUAACCAAAGCUGUUUUCUGUUUCAAUAGCAUCUAGUUUUAAUGUGGC
Molecule: messenger RNA, 898 nt
Organism: Monopterus albus (swamp eel)
Lineage: Eukaryota; Metazoa; Chordata; Actinopteri; Synbranchiformes; Synbranchidae
Gene: apnl
Product: actinoporin-like protein
Exons: 3
Coding region: 63-614 (183 amino acids)
Biological process (GO): pore complex assembly; monoatomic cation transport; cytolysis in another organism
Cellular component (GO): pore complex
Molecular function (GO): channel activity
Source: RefSeq, a predicted model, not a curated record